AUGCCCGACCGUCUGAAAGAAGUCAGUCUCGACUCGCCCCGACAAACACUGGCCAAAACACGUCUAGAGGUAUCCCUUGCCCACACCAUCACCAAUCACGACCAGGAUACCACCGGUUGCCAGGCUACCCUUGUCUCAAAAACACUAACAGGCACCGUGUCAAGCCGACAGAUUUGUGGGAAUAAAGCCAGAAUGCCACGUGGACGAAGGAUAAAACAAAACGACUAUCAACAGCCAUCCAAAGAGGUGUAG
Messenger RNA from Protopolystoma xenopodis, 252 nucleotides. The record is from the annotation of a GenBank genome assembly. NCBI's taxonomy places the organism in Eukaryota, Metazoa, Platyhelminthes, Monogenea, Polystomatidea, Polystomatidae.